Esox lucius (northern pike) is the source of this 3410-nucleotide messenger RNA. RefSeq names its product proline rich 35 (gene prr35). Lineage: Eukaryota; Metazoa; Chordata; Actinopteri; Esociformes; Esocidae. The transcript is spliced from 4 exons. The record is from RefSeq and is a predicted model, not a curated record. The coding region runs from base 456 to 2705 and encodes 749 amino acids.
CCAACCUUUGCCAAUACUGUUUAAUUCGUUACUGUAUCCUUGCUGCAAGGUAUACAACACAUGUGACGAGACCGGGGAAGGGAGGAGGGAGCUUCUGUAUUGUAGCGCCCCAAGGCGAUGCUUCUAGUCAAUAUAUAUCUCCCACACACUCGCUCUCGCGCUCCCAUUUGAGCGGGAUAUGCGCUGUGUGCUUGGUCUUGCUGGACACAAAGAAUUGACAGACACCACAGACCCACACCAGAAACGUUGUCUUUUUUCAAGUUGACAAGUUUGCCGCAAGCAACCAUCUUAGCUUGAAGAAACUCGAAGAAUCUUCAUUAACGAAUAUAGAAAUGUACUAAAUCCAGCCAGGAGAGGACCAAGCGACUGCAUCUCUAUAGCCCCAUCUCUCCAAGACCUCCACACACGUUCUCCUCAGAAUACCCUGCACUGUGAGGAAUAAAUAACUCCCCAUCAUGUCCAAGGAGGACCACGCGUGCAAGGUGACCUCCGUGUGCAAACACAAGGAGCGCAAGCCCAAGAAGCCCCACUACAUCCCGCGGCCGUGGGGCAAACCUUACAACUAUAAGUGCUUCCAGUGCCCCUUCACAUGCAUGGAGAAGUCCCAUCUGUACAACCACAUGAAGUACAGCCUGUGCAAGAACUCCCUGUCUCUGCUCAUCGAGUCCGACUGGCCCUAUAAGAAGGGCAACUUGCUGCACCCAGACCAGCUCCGGCCACUUCAGCAGGCACACUGCCUCCGGACCGCAGCCGGGAAAGAGGAGCCCGGGCCAGCCUCGGGGACCGAGGAGAGGCCCCGUCAACGGUGUGCGGUGGAGGAGGAAGGAGACGAAAGGCAGAGCCUCGGAGGGGAGGAGGACGAGGAGGAGGAGAGCAGACAGGGAGAGGGGGCCAGAGAAAGCUCCAAAAGCAGGGAGUCAUCAGAAAGGGCGACCAAGAGAACCAGUAAACGUCCCGAGACGGAUCUGCUAAUGGCCGAUAUGUUCUCCCUGGAGGACCAGCUUCUCCGGGCCCGAUCGGUGGAAGUGGAAGCCCAACUGAAGCACUAUAAGCUGCCUAAGACAUGCCUGACGGCCCCUGGGCUGCUGUCGGAACAGUGGCGCCUGCUGGCCAACAACAAUAACAAGGCCAAGGCAGAGGGCACCCAGCCCAGAGUGGGCAGCACAAUCCCCUGCUACCCUCCUCCACCUGGCCUGGUGGACUACCAGGACCCCACAGCACUCAACCUGUCUGUCCUUGGGGUUGGUUACCCCCUGAGCCCCAGCCUCUUCUCCUAUAUGAACUCAAUGAACGCGAUCCCCACCGUCGGCACUAAUGUAAACGGGGCAACUCACGCGCAACUCGCCCAGCUGCCUUUCCUGGCAUCGGCCGCUCAGCUCAUGCACCCGGCGUCCAGUGCACAUCACCCGGCCAACCGCAGCCUCCUACCGCCCCAGUUCUACUACCCCUUCCUCUGUGAACAUGCCUUCGGAGCAUCAUCGGCUCAUAGCGACUUCAACAAGGGGCUGAAGACCUCAGAGAGCAGCCUGGAGCCCAAUCCCAGCUACCAGCCGAAAGUCAACCUGUGGAAGGUGCCUGCUCUAAGGCCAGGUGCCACCUCUCCUGCCGGCUGGGUGUCCCAGCAGCGAGAAUCACCAGACCCGUCUAACAGGGCAGGGGACAAGCUCCAGCCAGCAGCCAAGGAUGGGAAACCAAGCUGGGGCCUCAAAAGAACCGGGGCCCCCUUGGGGAACCACAAGUCCCCUCCGGAGAAGAAGCCAGCCCUUGGGUUUACCCUUGACCUCCUCAAGAACAUUCAGAACACCACCCCCAUCUCCAUGGCAACCGAAAAGCUUCUCCUUCACAGCAGUUUUACGAAUGCUCAGUCACAGUCCCAUCUGGCAGAGCAGUGGUACACCGAUUCCCCCGCCAGCCCAGUCAGUCAGUCGCCUUCUCCUACACGCUGCGGGAGACCCAGCAGCAGGGACUCCGGCACUGGCCGAGGGAUAGAGGACGCGUCCCCAGAACCAGAAUCAGCCACUGCCCUCCUCAGCCACCUCUCCAAGGCCCUGCAGGAGUACCAGGAGGCUGAACGCAAGAUCUCCCACCUGGAGAAAGAGGACCUCCCAGCUCAGGGACACCUAUGGGAACACCUGAACAAGAUCCGCAGCGAGCUCUCCCACAUCCACCAUGCACUGGAGAGGACGGCCCGGCAGAGCGAAGGACCCCUGGACCUCUCGGUCAAGAAGGAACAAACCGGAGUGACCGAAGUGGUCGCAACCGGCGACCACGGCCUCCCGGGAGCCUCCCUUAAAGACGACCUCACCACGGAGACAGAGGAGGAGGAGGAGGAGGAGGAGGAGAGGGACGAAGAGGAGGAGGAAAACGAGAGGAGGAAGGAGGAGAUGAAGGCUUCGUUGGAGAGUCGCAAGCAGUCAUUGGACGUGCUGAUCAAGAUGAGCCAGGCGGGGGUGCAGAUAGUAAAGUCGGAGGUCCUAUCACCAGGGGGGUUGGGGUUCAGAUCCAGCCAGGCGGAGGGACUCUGGCCGGGAAGAACCACCAAAUGUGAGGCCGACUCCAGCGUGCUGCUUUGCCCCGAUGGACGGCCUAUCACAGUCUUCAAUGACUUCCACAUGUCCUCCAAAAACUCCAAAAGGCCCGUGCCCAUCCAGCGACUAGGGGAGACACAAUGUCCAUCCAGCCCGCCGAUGGCAACAGACUCCUAAACCUCGUGAUACUUGAUCUCCCUGCUUGCCGCAUUCCUGUAAGCCCUGUGGUAGCAACACAGAAGCACUACUUCCUUUUGUUUGUGCACUGCGUGUUCGUCUGGACACACGGGGCUGGUUUUGCUGACACAGAUUACAUUUAGGCUAGGACUACGAAAUCUGCGUCAAUGGAGAACUCUUGUUUUGUUCCUAGCCUAGGCUUGAUCUUUGUGUGUGAAAAGCUGUCUCCGUGUGUCCUGAUGAUCACUCUCCACUCACCACUAACGUCAUCUUACAGCACCACCCCCCUAUCCGCACAAUGACCACAGAGCUUAGCACCUUAAAUGAAUGAAGUGGAGACCGAAGAGAACUGACAAAUGCACUAAAGACUAGUCCCCUCCAACAUUUCUCCCCUUUAAAAUGUUGAUACAAGAUUAUCAAGGGGGGGGGGGGGUAUUCUAAUGGUCAAUAGGGUUGGUUAAAAGACUUGCACAUAAAAGAAAGACACAGAACACAUGAAUAUGAAAAUAAUGUUUUAUGUUUCUCUGGUGUGAAUCCUCUUAGAAUUCUGUCACAAGUUGAGACAAUCCCUUGAACUGAUGUGUAUAUAUUGUAAUUUAUUGGAUUGAUGUACUCAAAAUGAAUUAAUAAGUAAAUGUUAUGUUUUAUAUUGUUGGAUGGUCUCAUUGUGUCUGAUUUAACCAUUGCACUCCACAUUUGUAUAAA